AUGAUUGAGAAAUUUGGCAAUUUUUUACGGGCUUUACCCACAAAGGGAGAGCUUUAUCAGCCCGAAUUGUUCUUAAACUUCCGGGCUUUAACUUUGGAAAUCAAUCUAGGAUGCACCUACGAUUAUGUGGCCAUUUAUGAUGGCCCCUGUACCGAUUCUUUACUCAUCGCAAAGAUUUGCGGUAACGAUCCAAUUACAUACGAAGAGCCGACUGGCCUCUACAUUCUUAUACACUUUCAUACUGAUGGUUCCGUUGUCAGAAAUGGCUGGAAAUUGACCUAUUAUAUAGGGACGUUCCGUGACCCGGAUGCAGACGAAUCAACAGACGAUACGAGCGCUGGCGUUCCAGAUUUUGUUUAUCCAGUUAUUGUAAUAGCUGUAAUUGUAAUUGUAGCAAUUAUCAUCACCGCUAUUAUUUACUAUCAAAGUAGAAACAGUCGUGUAGGCGUUGGGGAAGGUAAACCGAAAACAAAACGACGAACAGUUUCCAAUCUAAUGUCAGAGAUUACAACUCAUUUGACUGUGCCGAAGAAUAAACAUACGGGUGAUCGUACGCUAUUUAUAUCUGAUGGCUCAGUUCAGAAGAAAACUACAAUAACUGUCAUACAAAGGAACCCGGCUCCGGCGCCCCUGCCGCCCCCGCCGAAGUCAUUGCCGCCACUCCUUCAUGAUCCUGUGUACCCGCCCAUGAAUUACCAGAAUUCUGGUUCACAAAUGCCGGUACAGAAUAUAAUCCCGGUUAUACCGGAAGGUGAAAGUUUUCAGCCAAGUGCUCCGCUUCCUCCUGUAACAUCCGGUUCUUCUAUGAUACCGGCACCAUAUGAUUAUAUGACACCCGCAGAAGCAAGAAAAGCGGGCUUUUACACGUGAUCAAAUAUUAUCCCUAAUUUUAAAAGAUUGAAAGGAACCUCUAGGUUUUUAUUGAAAUUUUUCCACAGUAUGUCCAAUUCAAUGAAUUUUUUUUAAUGAAAUGUCGUUUCACUGGAACACGAUGUUGAUUUAAAGCGACUAAUAUUUUUAUUUUUGAUCUUUUUGUACUAACUGUGAUAACAUUAACAAUAUAAUUAAGUUUAUUUACAGUAGAAGUGAUCAAAGAUCAAAAUAAUGUGAUUAUUGCUUACAUGGUCAUAUUUAGUACCGGGUAGGUAUUUCUCGUAAUACAUGCACAUUAAUUUAAGAUGUUUUUUUUUGUGCUGUAUUAAUUUUACUUUUCUAUAAGCUUCUAGACACAAACUCAAUGUCAUUUAAUUUUUAUAAUUAACAAUGAAACUAUACUGAGUUGCAAAAAAUGUGCACUUGGUUUCGUGGACAUUUUGUAUACUUAUUUACGCAAAAAAAUGGCAUAUAUGGUAUCAAAAUUUACAGAAAUGUGUUGACUGCACGAUGGUUGACGUUUGUUUGAAAUUUAAU
This is a messenger RNA of Ruditapes philippinarum (Manila clam), 1410 nucleotides long. RefSeq lists its product as uncharacterized. NCBI's taxonomy places the organism in Eukaryota, Metazoa, Mollusca, Bivalvia, Venerida, Veneridae. Bases 1 to 870 code for a protein of 289 amino acids. The record is from RefSeq and is a predicted model, not a curated record. The transcript has 4 exons.